AUGUCGCGAGUACCGACCAUCAGAGAUGUGAUACCCGGUAAACUCGUCAACAUCAUCUUGAAGGCCGACCAAACAACAGGCCGAACAGUCUCAGGGACCGUAGCCACGCUUCUAACGCGUGGCGACCACCCUCGUGGGAUCAAAGUCCGGCUCACUGAUGGUCGUGUUGGCAGAGUCCAGUCGAUGGUGGCUGGAGGAGCAGGGAAUGGGGCUUCUUCCCAAACGACGACUGCUCCUAUGCUUCCUACUUCACGUGUCGCCGCGUCUGCGGUGGAACCUCCCUCCCAGACGAUUGGCCUGGACGCGUACAUCACGAAGCCUCGGCGACGAGGGAAGGGUGGGAAGCAUGCAAACAGCCAGCAGUCCUCGGGUGGUAACGAGGAAGAGCAAGCAGCCUGUUCUUCGGAGGCUGUGACUUGUCCGGUUUGUGGCGAUUUUGAAGGCGAUGAAGCUGCUGUUGCACACCAUGUGUCAAGCCAUUUUGGUGAUUGA
Messenger RNA from Aspergillus calidoustus, 492 nucleotides. NCBI's taxonomy places the organism in Eukaryota, Fungi, Ascomycota, Eurotiomycetes, Eurotiales, Aspergillaceae. The record is from the annotation of a GenBank genome assembly.